Pelodiscus sinensis (Chinese soft-shelled turtle) is the source of this 1491-nucleotide messenger RNA. NCBI's taxonomy places the organism in Eukaryota, Metazoa, Chordata, Testudines, Trionychidae. The record is from RefSeq and is a predicted model, not a curated record.
AUGAGAGAUGUAGCAAACCCAGAGAUAGUAUAUAUCUGUCUUCUGGGAGCACCUUACAGCCAACUCUUCCAGAGCAGUGAUGAAAAAAAUACGUACAAAGACAGAUACCAGCAGAAUCUGAAAACUGUGUAUGGGCAAGGAAUAUCUGGCUCUACCAUGGCUACUAAUGGAAAAGAUCCCAGUAUGGCCUCCCCAGACCAUGGAGAGGAAGAACAACCGGUAGAUACUUUACAAGCCUUGCUGGCUCAAUAUAGUGUCCUGAAGAGGGUGGCCAGUCUCCCUGUGGUCAGCACUGCCUGUGACCUGGCUGCCACAGCCUACACCUCCACCAAGGAGAGCCAUCCCUAUGUGAAGUCUCUCUGUGACAUGGCAGAGAAGGGAGUGACCUCCCUAACUGGUGUUGCAGCCAGCACUGAACAGCCAGUUCCACCUGCACUUGAACCUCAGGUAGCAACAGGAACUCAGGUGACUUCUGAAGUACCUGACAAAGUGGAGGAGAAUCUACCAACCCUUCAGCAGACAGCUGAGAAGACCAUAUCUGACACACAGGAGCUGGUAUCAUCCAGACUGACAGAUGUCAAGGAGAGCAUGAUCAGAGCGGUGGACAUGACCAAAGAGGCCAUGCAGGAUGGUAUGAAGACCACCAGAUCAGUGGUAGCAGAGGGCAUGAGCACUGUUGCGGAAUCGAGAAUGGGCCAACUGGCCAUAAGUGGGAUGGAAGCCAUGCUGGAGAAAUCUGAAGCGCUCUUGGAUCACUACCUCCCCAUGACUGAGGAUGAACUAGCGGAACUUGCAGAAUCCAUGGAAGGGGCUGAAGUGUGCGGCACCUUUGUGCGUUUAGGUUCCCUGUCCACCAAACUCCGCCAGCGCGCCUACCGCUAUUCCCUGGACAAGAUGAGACGCACCAGCCACAGCAUCAGUGAGGCGCUUUCCCAGCUUCAACAAACCAUGGGACUGAUUGACUACAUCAAGCAAGGUGUGAAACUUCCAGAUCUUCAGGAGAAGUUCCAGCACAUGUGGCUGAACUGGAACAGGAGUCAGCCAGAAGGCAGUGAGAUCACAGACUUGGCAACCCCAGAGAUGGAGUCUGAGACUCUGGCCAUGUCCCGCAGCAUUCUCCAGCAACUGCAGGAUGCCUGCCAGGUGUUAGUAUCCAGCAUUCAAGGUCUCCCUGCCAACCUUCAGGACAAGGUGCGACAGGUGUCUCGCAACAUGGGAGAGCUCCAUGCUUCCUUUUCUACUGCCCGUUCCUUCCAGGAUCUCUCCAGCAGCCUCCUGAAACAGAGCCAGGAGAUGGUGACCAAGGCCCAGGAAUAUGUGGAUGAGCUGAUGACAUACAUGAUGCAGAAUACACCUCUGUCUUGGAUUGUGGGACCCUUUGCCCCAUCAGAUCCUACUUGUAGUAGCUUCUUGGAAAGGUGGGUACAGUUGGGACUUGCUUUCUACAAAAUUCUACGACCUGAGAAGCCUUCCAAUCAGAAACGUUGUUGA